AUGGCGCCUCCUGGGUCAACGCCAGCAGACGUCGACGUCGACGUCUUGAUUGUCGGGGCAGGUCCUGUCGGACUAAAUCUUGCAUAUCAGCUUCAACGUUUCUCAUCGCCACCUUUGUCCUCUCAGAACAAGCCCAUCUCUGUGCAUAUCAUUGAGAAACAUCCGAAACCAAAGCAAGAGGCAUUUGGGCGGGCUGUGACCUUCUGGCCGCGGUCAAUGGAGAUUCUGUCGCAGAUGGGGUUGGGUGACCAGAUUACACAACAGUGCGUCGCCGUGCGGACAUCAGCAGCAUAUGAUGCGACCGGCACAGAGGUAUUUGGCAGAGGCUGGAGCUUUCUGGAAGGUAUUACGGAUACCAGAUUCAAGUUUGCCAGCGUCCUCCGCCAGAAGUUUGUGGAAGAUAUCUUCCGCGCAGAGUUGAAGAAAUAUGGUGUUCAGGUUAGUGAGAUGAAAAGCUUUGUCAGCUUGGAAAUCGAUGAGUCGAUAGCACCAGGAGAGAAGGGCAGGGUGAAGGCCACCAUCCUCGACACCAGUGGAGGUGAGGGCCAGGAGAAAGAGUAUACUGUUCGCUGCCGCUAUCUCAUCGGCUGUGACGGGUCCCGAACAGUCGUGCGAGGCGCUGCGGGCAUCGAGUCGGACGGUGACAGGACAGAAGACAAAUGGGUGAGAAUUGAUGGAGUCUUGAAGAGCACAACGAUGCCAAAGCCAAGGUCAUACGGCGCUAUUGAGAGUCCGAUAUACGGAAACGUGCUUUGGAUCCCCCUAGACCACGGAGCCACGAGACUGGGGUUUGCUAUGAACGAGGAACGACGGAAGGUGUACAAAGAACUGAACCAGGAGACAUUCCUCCAGGAAGCAAAGCUGUCAGUCAAACCGUUCGAGAUCGAGUACGAACGCGUGGACUGGGCCAGCGUGUACAGCGUUGGGCAGCGGGUAGCGAGAACAUUUUGGGCAAAAGAAUCUGUGUUUCUUGCUGGCGAUGCUGCUCACAGCCACAGCUCCGGGGCAGGCCAGGGUAUGAACGCCGGCAUGCACGAUGCAGUCAACCUGGGCUGGAAGCUGGCAUUAGUACUCACUGGUACGCUCAAACGGGAGGUCUUGGAGACUUAUAGUCUGGAGCGACAGCCUAACUCUGCGAAACUCAUCAAGUACGAUGAAGAUAUCAGUGUAUUGGUGUCAGGACGAUUACCGAAAGAUUAUACGGGAGACAGGACUGAGGAUCCAAACGUCGUCCUAGGGAAGAUCCUGCAGGAAGCCAAAGGAUUCAACACUGGCCUGACUAUCGGCUUCGAGCCAAACCUCGCAGUCCUGCGUGAUGACAGCAGCGUCGAGGAUCUCUCAGCUGUUGCAGCAAAGAGAUCUAUUAUCCCAGCUCCAGCAAUCCCUGGUUUCCGAGCACCGGACGUGCAAGUAUUGACACCGGCAUUAUGGGAGCCGGUGUGGCUGCAAACUCUGCUGGCGAACGUGGCCAGAUUCUACAUUGUGGUAUUUGUGGGCAAGACUUCGCAUGCAAAGGAGCUGUUCAUGGAUCUCAAAGUCGAGCUUCAGAAGAACCAGCGCCUUUCCCCCAGUAAAGCUCCCAUCACCGAAGCAAAGUCGAAUGGAGUGCAUCUCAACGGAGACUCAUCUCUAGCACAGGAAUGGCCUGUAGACUUUGUGACAAUUCUUCCCGAGAAGGUCGGCAAUGCAUGGUUUGAGCUGGGGACAGAUCCAUUGGGCCGGGUAUACUAUGAUGGAGAUGGAAACGCCAACCAGAGGUAUGCCGUCGAUUCAGAUUCUGGAGCGGCGUUAGUGCUGAGGCCAGAUGGUUGGAUCGGGGCAAGAUUUGAGCUGGGAGCGAAGACGGUGGUUGCCGACAUAGACUCGUACCUGAGUAGACUUCUUUGCUAG
Messenger RNA from Exophiala spinifera, 1890 nucleotides. RefSeq lists its product as uncharacterized. The transcript has a single exon. The record is from RefSeq and is a predicted model, not a curated record. Gene Ontology annotation, molecular function: FAD binding. The coding region runs from base 1 to 1890 and encodes 629 amino acids. NCBI's taxonomy places the organism in Eukaryota, Fungi, Ascomycota, Eurotiomycetes, Chaetothyriales, Herpotrichiellaceae.